AUGGGGAACACCUUGAGUCAGUUUUUCUUGAUACCAGCUGCAUCUCUAACGGAAAAUAAUUGCCCUGAUCAAAAAGGACGAGUGAGUGCAGGUAGCAUUACUCUCCAACCCCCAUCGAAUUGCCCUCAACUCUCUGACGUACUCAGGUUUCCCUCAUCACGGGUGGUUAUGCCGGCGUAGGCUUUGAACUAUGCAAGAUUCUCUAUGCCAAAAAUGCGACGGUUUGGAUUGCAGGCCGCUCCGAAGUCAAAGGCAAAAAGGCGAUUUCUAUCAUCAAAGAGAAAUGUCCCAAGAGCAACGGCUGUCUUGAAUUUCUGUGUCUUGACCUAGCGGAUCUCCACUCGAUCCAGCCCGUGGUACAGGUUUUCACUGCUCAAGAACAACGCCUCGACGUUCUCGUAAAUAAUGCCGGUGUAUGUCUUCCUCUCAUCCCCGUGCCGGUACCUGAUGCCCGGUACUUCUGAAUGGAACUUCAUCUGAUGUGUCUGUGAGUUCGUAGGUCAUGUAUCCUCCCCACGGAAGUACCGAUGCUCAUGGCAACGAGCUGCAAGUAGGGACGAACUGCCUUGGUCCCUACUUACUAUAUCAACUUCUCCUCCCCCUCCUCACCAAGACUGCCAGCUCUUCCCCAACGGCCAGUGUCCGCGUAGCAUGGGCUGCCUCCAUUGACGUACACAUCGACUCACCACCACUUGGGAUGGUUCUCGACGUUGACAGACGUCCCAAGGAUGAUGGCGUGUAACACACCAACUACUCCCAGACAAAAUAUGGCAACGCCUUCCUUGCGCGAGAGUGUGCCAAGGGGACGCCGCAAACAGGAGUCGUACAUGCGGCUUUCAAUCCUGGAAAUUUACGCACCGAAUUGCAGCGGCACUGGACGGGUGCUGCGCACUGGGUUACCGUAUGUUUCUGCGUCGGUCUUCUGCAGUUCUUCACGAAAUCCGAGGGUAUAUGUACUGACCACUUUUGCAAAUACAGGACACAUUCUUACUUUAUCCACCAAUAUUCGGGGCCUACACAGAGCUCUGGACUGCAAUCUCUCCAGAGUUGACCCCGGAUAAAAGCGGUUCUUAUGUCUAUCCCUGGGGAAGAUUUAGCAGUCUUCCGCCUGGAGUCGAUACGGAGGCUGGAAUGAAAGUUGCAGCCAAAUUCGUGGCGUGGUGUGAUAAACAGACGGAGCCAUUCGUACGGACGGAGUGAGACAGGUCUUAUAGAUGAACACAUUUUAUGUAACUCACGCCCAAGAACGCUCGUCAAGCUGUUCUGUCAUGGACGCACUAAUCUCUUCACCUAUUCGCGGAACAUACGUCGCUGAUAAAAUAGCUGUCAAAACAGUCUUUAGUUGGUUUUAUUGAGCGACUUGAGUAGUC
Molecule: messenger RNA, 1370 nt
Organism: Hymenoscyphus albidus
Lineage: Eukaryota; Fungi; Ascomycota; Leotiomycetes; Helotiales; Helotiaceae
Source: the annotation of a GenBank genome assembly